Molecule: messenger RNA, 1530 nt
Organism: Phodopus roborovskii (desert hamster)
Lineage: Eukaryota; Metazoa; Chordata; Mammalia; Rodentia; Cricetidae
Gene: Fgf18
Product: fibroblast growth factor 18
Exons: 5
Coding region: 138-761 (207 amino acids)
Biological process (GO): regulation of cell migration; positive regulation of gene expression; animal organ morphogenesis
Cellular component (GO): cytoplasm
Molecular function (GO): growth factor activity; type 2 fibroblast growth factor receptor binding; type 1 fibroblast growth factor receptor binding
Source: RefSeq, a predicted model, not a curated record
GCAGCAGCAGCCGGCAAGGAGAGAGCAGCAGCAGCGGCGGCGGCGACGGCGGCGGCGGCGGAGGCGCCCGGUCCCGGCCCCGCGAAGCGGACAUGUGCAGGCUGGGCUAGGAGCCGCCGCCUCCCCCCCGCCCCGCGAUGUAUUCAGCGCCCUCCGCCUGCACUUGCCUGUGUUUACACUUUCUACUGCUGUGCUUCCAGGUUCAGGUGUUGGCAGCCGAGGAGAACGUGGACUUCCGUAUCCAUGUGGAGAACCAGACGCGGGCUCGCGAUGAUGUGAGUCGGAAGCAGCUGCGCUUGUACCAGCUCUACAGCAGGACCAGUGGAAAGCACAUUCAAGUCUUGGGCCGUAGGAUCAGUGCCCGUGGCGAGGACGGGGACAAGUAUGCCCAGCUCCUAGUGGAGACAGAUACCUUCGGGAGUCAAGUCCGGAUCAAGGGCAAGGAGACAGAGUUCUACCUGUGUAUGAACCGAAAAGGCAAGCUCGUGGGGAAGCCUGAUGGUACUAGCAAGGAGUGUGUGUUCAUUGAGAAGGUUCUGGAAAACAACUACACUGCCCUGAUGUCAGCCAAGUACUCAGGCUGGUAUGUGGGCUUCACCAAGAAGGGGAGGCCUCGCAAGGGUCCCAAGACCCGGGAGAACCAGCAAGAUGUGCACUUCAUGAAGCGUUACCCUAAGGGACAGGCUGAGCUGCAGAAGCCCUUCAAGUAUACCACCGUCACCAAGCGUUCCCGGCGGAUCCGCCCCACUCACCCUGGCUAGGUCCGGCCACACUCACACCUAGAGAACUACACCAGAGGAAUAUUUUUACACGAAAAAUAAGGAAGAAUCUCUAUUUUUGUACAUUGUGUUUAAAAGAAGACAAAAACUGAACCUAAAGUCUGGGGGGGGGGGUAGGAUUCUACCGUUGACCAGAACCCCAUGACAAAGGACUCGCGAAAGGGGACUGCUGUCAACCCACAGGUGCUUGCCUCUCUCUAGGGGGUGACAAUUCAAAACUCAUCCCCAGAGGAGGACUUGAAUGAGAAUGACGCUGCGAGAAACCAAAGUCCUUUCCCCAAAGGUUCUGAAAGCAAAACAAAAACAAACAAAAAAAAUAGAAAAAAAAAAGUAGUGCCCCUCCCCCACCCUAGCCCUUCCUUCCUCCCUCCCCCUCUCCCUGCCUUAGACUCCAACAAGAAUCGCUCUCUGGUUUGCAGUCAUUUAUUUAUUGUCCACUGCAAGCUGUCCCGCGACACCGCGCAGGGAAGGCGCCCCCCCCUGAGAAUUCUCCGCGCCUCGACCUUCCGACGACAGACGCCUCGUCCAAUCAUGGUGGCCUGCCUUGCCCGCAGUUCUGGAGGAUGCUGCUAUGGACCUUCCGUGACUCACGUGACCUAGUACACCAAUGAUAAGGGAAUAUUUUAAAACCAGCUAUAUUAUAUAUAUUAUAUAUAUAAGCUAUUUAUUUCACCUCUCUGUAUAUUGCAGUUUCAUGAACCAAGUAUUACUGCCUCAACAAUUAAAAACAACCCACAAAUUAUUUAAGAAA